This is a messenger RNA of Cuscuta epithymum, 721 nucleotides long. Lineage: Eukaryota; Viridiplantae; Streptophyta; Magnoliopsida; Solanales; Convolvulaceae. The record is from the annotation of a GenBank genome assembly.
UCUGCUUGCCUUGAUUCCAAAAAUGUCGUACUUGCUGCCUCAUCUUCAUUCCGGUUGGGCAGUUGAUCAAGCGAUCCUUGCAGAGGAGGAGCGCCUUGUCCUUAUCCGCUUCGGUCACGACUGGGACGAGACCUGCAUGCAGAUGGAUGAGGUAUUGGCUUCAGUGGCGGAGACAUUAAAGAAUUUUGCAGUGAUAUACCUAGUGGAUAUAACCGAAGUACCUGACUUCAACACAAUGUAUGAAUUGUAUGACCCGUCGACUGUAAUGUUCUUCUUUAGGAACAAACACAUCAUGAUUGAUCUUGGAACUGGGAAUAAUAACAAGAUAAACUGGGCGCUGAAGGACAAACAAGAGUUCAUUGACAUUGUUGAGACUGUGUAUCGUGGUGCCAGAAAGGGCCGUGGUCUUGUCAUCGCACCCAAAGAUUACUCUACCAAGUAUCGUUACUGAUGUAUUCUAUUUGUUGUGGUACAAACGCACAGAUUUGUAUUGGUCCCUGUUGUGCGUUUAUGAUUAAAUAAUAAUGAGACUGUAUUAGAUACUCUGUAUAUUGAUGUUUGAUGUCGUAUUAGACUAAGUCGCACCGCUUGUUGAUCGAUUGCAGAAUACAUAUUCCUUUUGUUUGGCAAGUUUCAACGUUAUCUUAUAAGUCACCGUGCUUGUGCACUUUGUCUGACUUUAUAUUCACCAUAUAAUUUGUGUUUAAAAAUUAAAAUACGA